Molecule: messenger RNA, 2182 nt
Organism: Cololabis saira (Pacific saury)
Lineage: Eukaryota; Metazoa; Chordata; Actinopteri; Beloniformes; Belonidae
Product: caspase a-like
Exons: 9
Coding region: 854-1888 (344 amino acids)
Biological process (GO): regulation of apoptotic process; proteolysis
Molecular function (GO): cysteine-type endopeptidase activity
Source: RefSeq, a predicted model, not a curated record
AACUCUCCACAAUACUCUACUUAAAUAUACACACAUACUUAAAUAUACUGUAUACACAUAGUUUACAGUACAGUUGUGGAGGAUAUCAUGGAGAGUCUGACAAUUGAAAUUCAUUCCACUAAUCCGAAAAGUAUUAUUGUGAGUUGCAUAUAUAGGACACCUGGCUCCUGCAUCGAUUCCUUUAUUAAUUCCUUGAUUGAUAUUUUAGGUAAGGUAUGUGAUAAGAAACAAGUUUUUGUUUGUGGUGAUUACAAUAUUGAUUUAAUUAAAUGGAAUGAACAUAAAAUGACAGCAGAAUUUUGUAAUACGAUGUUUAGUUUAGGUAUUUGGCCUCUAAUUGAUAAACCGAGUCGAAUAACUAAAGACAGUGCAACACUUGUAGACAAUAUUUUUUACGAAUACUCGUCAUCAAGUUGUAACGGGGAUGGUUUUAAGACCCUGGGGAGCCUUUAAAGGGAGAGCAGAAGCAGCGCUCUCUCUCUCUCUCUCACCUGAAGAAGUGCAGACACUCAGCAGAAGGCACUCCAAACAUUUGUUGUGGUAGGUUGUGAUUUGAAGGGAAAUAAUAUUUUAUUCACAUUGUACUGCAUUAAAAACAUUAUUUAAAUGGAUAUACAUUUACUUUACUAGAAGAGCAGCGGCAGCAGUUGGGGCAGAUUCAGUGUGGACAUUGUGUGAGGUUUGAUGAUUUAUCUGUCUCUGACAAAAGAAUAACUGCUGGUCCGGGUGCUAGUUAAAAACAACUUUAAAGGGCGACAACCUAUUAACUGCUGGUCGGGGUUUGGUAAAGCUACUUGAAGAUGGGAAACUUCAGAGUGUGAGGCUGUUGUUUGUGGAAAAGGUGUCCAAAGAAAUGAUUCAUCAGCUGCUGGACAGUCUUCUUGAAGAUGGUGUCUUGAAUGAUGGGGAGAAAGACUCAAUAAUCGAGGAAAAUAACACAAAAAACAACAAGGCUCGCGCUCUCAUUGAUGCGGUGAGGCGGAAAGGUGAUGAAUCCAGCCGGAAGAUGAUUGCUCACAUUCAAAAGAAGGACCCUACUCUUUACUCUGAGCUGGGUCUGUCCGAUGUUGAGCCUGCUCAGACAGAUGGAUUUUUCUCGAGGAUUCAGGUUUCUCCAACAAAAUCCUUCUCCAUUGAGAAGUUCUGGCGCAGCAAACAGAAUGAUCCAAAUGUUUACCCUGUGACCAAAACAUCCCACAGGAAUCGUGUAGCCUUGCUGAUCAGUAAUAUUAAGUUUUCUGAUGCAAGAUGGAACAGAAAUGGAGCUGAGGUAGACCACAGGAACAUGGAGAGACAGCUUUCAAAUCUGGGAUAUGAGGUGGUGACAUACAGGAACCUCACCGGAGAGGGGAUGAACAAGGCCUUUAUUAGGUUUGCUAAACAUCCCAAACUAAGCGAGACAGACAGUGUGGUUGUGGUCGUCAUGUCCCAUGGGAAACUGGGAGUGGUUCUCGGUGUCAAUCAUUCUGAUAUGGAUUGUGACGAGUUUCCCAUCAACAACAUUUACACACACUUGGGCUCAGAGAACUGUUCAGCACUUCUGGACAAACCUAAGAUCAUCAUCAUCCAGGCCUGCAGAGGAGGGGAGGGAGGAUCCGGGCUCGUUAGCGAUGACGUGUCACAGCCAGUUGGUGAACAAGGCUGGGAUGAGGAUACUAUACCCAAAGAAAAAGACUUCAUUUGUCUUCUCUCCUUCACCCCUGAUACAGUGUCUUACAGACAUCCAUAUCAAGGGUCUCUCCUCAUCCAGUACUUCGAUGAUCAAUGCAACAGCUCUGCAAAACAAGAUCACGUUCAGGAGCUUUUCAGAAAAGUCAGGCAACGUUUUCAACAUCUCACGGAGAGUAGCAUCCUACCAAAGCACUUCUACUUCUUUCCAGGCCUCUAAGACAGGACUUGCUGUCAACACCAGCUUUGUAAUCACAUUUUAAAGACAGAUUGAUAGAAAGAUGUGUGGUUUGUUACUGUAUGGUACUUCAGUGCUGUGUAUUUGAAUUACAUGAACUUCAUAUAAAAGAACCAUGUGUUAACAUGUCUGUGUGUUGGGUCUGAACUACAUUGCUUUUUUUAAAUGAUAUAUUGACAAUCAAUGAGCAUAUUAGUUUGGAUUUUACUAUUUGUCAUUGUUUUAAGCCAUUAUUUGAAAACUAAAAGCAAAUCUCUUUGUUUGGAAGUAUUUUUU